Messenger RNA from Abrus precatorius (Indian licorice), 1048 nucleotides. RefSeq names its product Golgi apparatus membrane protein-like protein ECHIDNA. The record is from RefSeq and is a predicted model, not a curated record. Bases 121 to 672 code for a protein of 183 amino acids. Gene Ontology annotation, cellular component: Golgi membrane. Lineage: Eukaryota; Viridiplantae; Streptophyta; Magnoliopsida; Fabales; Fabaceae. Gene Ontology annotation, biological process: protein secretion; vesicle-mediated transport. The transcript has 6 exons.
GUACAGAAACAAAUUUGGGUCGGAAAACAUUUGGAGGGUAUAAGAUCUGGCAUGCUAUUGCUCUUUCACCCUCCUCUGUGAUUACUUUGAAGCUUUGUUCCUUCUCUUUCCACUGCACACAUGGAUCCCAACCAGCCUGUGGGUGAAAACUACGCCAAUCCCAAGACAUGCUUCUUUCAUGUUCUCUUCAAGGCUGCAGCCUUGGCAUUUUACAUUCUCUCGGCUCUCUUUAUUGAUAACUUUGUCAUCAUUUUUGUGGUGACUGUUCUUCUGGCUGCACUUGAUUUCUGGGUAGUCAAGAAUGUGAGUGGACGAAUCUUAGUUGGGUUGAGAUGGUGGAAUGAAAUCAAUGAUCUGGGUGAGAGUGUUUGGAAAUUUGAAUGUCUUGACCAUGAGUCUUUGGCUCGGAUGAACAAGAAAGAUUCAUGGCUUUUCUGGUGGACCCUUUACCUUACGGCAAUUGCAUGGAUUGUGCUAGCAAUAUUCUCACUCAUAAGGCUUCAAGCAGAUUAUCUCCUUGUUGUAGGAGUUUGUUUGACCCUCAGCAUUGCAAAUAUUGUUGGUUUUACCAAAUGCAAGAAAGAUGCUAAGAAGCAGAUUCAACAAUUUGCCUCCCAGACAAUCGCCUCUCGCUUCUCAUCUACCUUACAGUCAGCAUUCAGUGUUGUCUGAUUAUUGCUGGAAAUGCAAGCUGAGCCGUGCAUUAUUGGAAGUAAUGAGAUGCGGUGGAAGUUUGUACAGGAUUAUUUCGGCCAGCAUCAGAUUGAAACCUGACCACCUGUUGAUCUUGCAUAGUUCUGAUACAGCGAAUGCAAAAUUUUGUACUUUUUAUAUGAAAUGGCUCGAGUGAAUUUGAUAAUCGAAUUGCAUAGGACAACAGUUUCUUAUCUUUAGCUGUAAAUCAUGUUUUUCUUUUGCAUCGGAGGUUUGUAAGACUUAAAUUCUGUAUUGACUACAACAAAUCUUUACAGCUUACUAUCAUGAUAUUGACUCAUGGAAAUUGGUGAAUAAUUAUAAAUGGAUUUGGAUUUUCUCAUGUUGUCAAAUC